Mus pahari (shrew mouse) is the source of this 192-nucleotide messenger RNA. Its product is annotated as beta-defensin 38. The coding region runs from base 1 to 192 and encodes 63 amino acids. The transcript is spliced from 2 exons. The record is from RefSeq and is a predicted model, not a curated record. Gene Ontology annotation, biological process: defense response to Gram-positive bacterium; defense response to Gram-negative bacterium; innate immune response in mucosa. Gene Ontology annotation, molecular function: CCR6 chemokine receptor binding. NCBI's taxonomy places the organism in Eukaryota, Metazoa, Chordata, Mammalia, Rodentia, Muridae. Gene Ontology annotation, cellular component: extracellular region.
AUGAAGAUCUCCUGCAUUCUGCUGCUGAUCCUCUCCCUAUAUUUCUUCCAGAUCAACCAAGCUAUUGGCCCUGACACAAAAAAAUGUGUCCAAAGGAAAAAUUCCUGUUACUACUUUGAAUGCCCAUGGCUGUAUAACUCUGUUGGCACCUGUUAUAAAGGAAAAGGCAAGUGUUGCCAAAAACGCUAUUAG